Cucumis melo (muskmelon) is the source of this 1208-nucleotide messenger RNA. RefSeq names its product S-adenosylmethionine carrier 1, chloroplastic/mitochondrial-like. Gene Ontology annotation, molecular function: S-adenosyl-L-methionine transmembrane transporter activity. Bases 130 to 1068 code for a protein of 312 amino acids. Gene Ontology annotation, cellular component: mitochondrial inner membrane. Gene Ontology annotation, biological process: transmembrane transport. Lineage: Eukaryota; Viridiplantae; Streptophyta; Magnoliopsida; Cucurbitales; Cucurbitaceae. The transcript has 12 exons. The record is from RefSeq and is a predicted model, not a curated record.
AAGAUUAAAUGGGCCGUAGAAGCCAAUCCAGCGAUCCAAAAGCCAAAAACCAGAAGGGUAACCUUCCCUCUUUCUUUGAAUGGGGAUUUGGCGCGCCGAGUCUCCACUCUCCCAAAGCAGCCGCCCAGAAUGAGAGAUUCACCUGAUGUUUUGGUGCACGAGGUGAAAGAUGCUAAAAAUAAGGUCAUCAAAUUAUCUGCUGCACUUAAUGUUGGAGACAAUGAGGAGUUUGAUUUUGUACGUUCCUUAUAUGAAGGCGCUAUAGCUGGCAGUGUUGCUAGCUUCGUUAUUGAAGCUGCGCUAUAUCCAAUCGAUACAAUAAAAACUCGUCUACAGGCUGUUCACGGAGGAGGAAAGAUUGUACUAAAGGGUCUUUAUUCUGGAUUGACCGGAAAUCUGGUUGGGAUGUUACCUGCCACUGCCAUUUUCGUUGGUGUAUAUGAACCUACCAAGCAGACAUUGCUCAAUUCUCUCCCUGAAAACCUCAAUGCUUUAGCUCAUUUAACUGCAGGUGUCGUAGGAGGAGUGGCUUCAUCGAUCAUUCGUGUACCAACAGAGGUAGUUAAGCAAAGGAUGCAGACUAGCCACUUUGCGUCUGCAUCGAAUGCUGUCCAAGCUAUUGUUUCAAGGGAAGGUUUUAAAGGCCUUUAUGCGGGUUAUGGAUCUUUCUUACUACGAGAUUUGCCAUUUGAUGCCAUCCAGUUCUGCAUUUACGAACAACUUAGGAUAGGGUACAAGCUAGCGGCGCAGAGAGAUCCAAAUGACCCCGAGAAUGCUCUAAUCGGUGCCUUUUCUGGUGCCGUUACUGGGGCUAUAACCACACCUUUUGAUGUGAUCAAAACUCGAUUAAUGGUUCAGGGAUCAAAUAGCCAAUAUCAAGGUAUUCGUGAUUGCUGUAGGACUAUAAUGAAGGAAGAAGGAGCACGUGCCUUCUUAAAGGGCAUGGGGCCAAGGGUAUUGUGGAUAGGAUUAGGAGGCGCUAUAUUUUUUGGCGUUCUUGAAAAAACAAAGCAGAUGCUUGCUAAUCAGAGGCAUCCGCUGCCUGAGAAACCAAUCCAAUCGCAAUGAUAUGAUUCAGGUCAUCAUUCUAAGGGUUCCCACAUUAUCAUUUCGUAUUUAAAUCCUAAGAAAAAUGAUAUAACUUUCCAUUUUCAUUUGUUUGAUUGCACUUCGAAAUAAUAAUAGUUUCACUUCUUUGCCUCACCAAA